Messenger RNA from Aureococcus anophagefferens, 3300 nucleotides. RefSeq lists its product as hypothetical. The transcript is spliced from 2 exons. Bases 1 to 3300 code for a protein of 1099 amino acids. Gene Ontology annotation, cellular component: cytoplasm. Gene Ontology annotation, biological process: purine nucleobase catabolic process. Lineage: Eukaryota; Pelagophyceae; Pelagomonadales; Pelagomonadaceae. Gene Ontology annotation, molecular function: allantoinase activity. The record is from RefSeq and is a predicted model, not a curated record.
AUGGCGCAAUGGCGAACGCCGCGCCAGGCGCCCGGCGCGCCCAACCGACCAACCGCCGACGCGCACCUCGCGGCCCUCCUGGCGUCGCCGCGGGAGGCGCCGCUGGCGGUCUACUCGUCGCGCGUCGUCAUCGAGGCGCCCGAGGACUGGGGCCACGACGUCGUCGCCGCCACGGUCGUCGUCGAGGGCGGCCGCGUCGCCGCGGUGCUCCCCGGCCGCCGGGCGGCCGCGCCCGGCUUCGUCGACGUCGACCCGCUCGUCGUGCUCCCGGGCCUCGUCGACGUCGUCGGCGGCGCGUCGUCGGGCCCGCUCGACGCCGCGGCCUGCGCCGCCACGGCCGUCGCCGGCGGCUUCGCCGCCUUCGCGGUCGCGUCGCCGGAGACGGUCCACGGCGCGACGGACUGCGACUACGCGAGCUGCGGGCCGCUCGGGUCCUCCCUGGCGACGGCCGCCCUCACGGACUUUGGCCGCGGCGCCACGACGACGCGCGACGCCUGGCGCGCGGGCGCGACGGCCGGCGUCGUCGUCUGCGACUGCGUGCGGCUGAGCGAAGAGGAGCGGGACCUCGCGAGCCCCUUCUGCCGCCACGAGCCCGAGGCGCGGCUCCGCGCGCCGAGCCCGCUCGCGCGGCUGCCGCUCUGCGCCGUGGACCAGGACCACGGCCGCGCGCGCGCGCCGUCCGUGGAGCGCCACGCGGCGAAGACGCCGCACGACGGGCCCUGGGUCGGCGCGCUGCUCGAGGCGGAGCUGCGGAGCUACGCGUUCGUGUCGUCGCCGAAGACCGACAGCCAGAGCUCGUCGCCGGGCGAGGGCAAGCGGGGCCUCGACUUUUCGGGCGCGGCGGCGUCGCCGCCGAAGCGGCCGCGCGGCCGCGGCGUCGACAGCCCGUCGCGGGGCUCCCUCGGGCCGUCGCCGCCGGCCGACGACCUCGCGCUCAUGGCGUCGGCGCUGCGCCUGGAGACGGCGACGGCCGGCGGCGUCGUCGUGCCGUCGCCGUCCUUCGGGCGCCUCGUGCGGUCCGUCGAGGCCUUCGAGGAACCCUCUUCCGCGCUCCGGGGCCGGCGGCCGGCGGAGGCGCGGCCCGCGUCGCCGCGGCUCUCGCGGCUCCGGCCGGGGCCCGUCGCGGUCUACAAGGACGCGGACGCGCUGACGCGGCGCGCGAUCCGCCGCGACUACAGCCUGCUGACGCGCGCGCACCCGUCCGAGGCGCAGGCGCGGGGGCUCCGGUGGGUCCUGGGCUGCGGCGGGGGCGCCGACAUCCACGUCGCGGCCGUCGGCGCGGACCAGACGCUGCGCAUGGUGCGGCGCGCGAAGGGAAACGCGGAGAACGACGUCCGGGUGACCGCCGCGACGACGGGGCUGCACGCCUUGCUCAGCGCCGACGACGUCAGGCCCGGCGCGACGCUCUACAAGGUGCGGCCGCCCAUCCGCCACACGGGCCACGGCCGCGCGCUCUGGGGCGCGCUCGACGACGGCGCGCUCGACUGCGUCCACAGCGGCUUCGACCCCGUCGCGCCGCACCUCAAGUGCGCUUUCCGCGGCGACUUCGCGCGCGCGUCGCCGGGCACCUGCGCCUUCGCGAACGCGGACGUGCUCGUCGCGCUCUGGGCGCGGCUCGCGGAGCGCGGCGUCGCCGGCAAGGACGCGCUGGGGCGGGUGGCGUCGUGGCUCGCGCGGAACCCGGCGGACGCGCUCCGCCUGGCCGGCAAGGGCCGCAUCGCGCCGGGCCGCGACGCGGACCUCCUGCUCUUCGACGCGGACGGCGCCCACGAGGCGCCGCGCGGCCGGACCGGCCCGGGCAUCUACGACGCGUGCCCGAAGCGCGGCAACGUCGCGGCCGUCGUCGUCCGCGGGCGCGUCGUCUUCGCGCGCGGCCGGCGCCGCGACGCCAAGCAUCGCGACGCCGCGCCGUCGCGCGACAUCAUGGGCAAGGUCAAGAUUCCCGAGCACCUCGUCAAGGCCGAGGCCUUCGCGGGCACGCUCCUCGCGAAGCCGAAGGCGCCGACGAACGCGGACGUGACGAAGAUGUUCCGUUUGAUCAAGGAGUGGCCGACGCAGCAGCGGCCGAACGUCGCGCCCGGCGGCUACAGCAACCCGGUCGUCGAGGGCAUGGUCCUGGGCCUCUGCCCGAACCGGUCCGGCGGCUGCUCCGUCGCGCAGGCGAGCCAGCAGUGCCCGCAGCUCACCAAGGUCGUCACGCGGUGGGCCGCGGCGACGCUCCCCGACGCCAAGUUCCGCUACGGUUCCAUCCAGGUCAACUACAACUACCGCGCGCGGAAGCACAUCGACCAGAACAACCUCGGCCCGUCGUUCAUCACGUCGCUCGGCGACCACACGGGCGGCGAGCUCUGGACGGGCGACCGCGGCGUCCUCGACUGCCACGGCUGCUGGAAGCUCUUCGACGGCAACACGGAGCACAUGACGCAGCCCUACGAGGGCCGGGACCGCUACUCCUUCAUCCUCUUCACGCCGGACAAGUACAACCGCCUGACGUCCGCCGUCUGCAAGACGGCGAAGGACCUCGGCGUGACCGCGGCGACGACGGACGGCGCGGACGACGCCUACUUCUCGAACUUCCGCGACCUCGGCGACGUCGACGAGGACGCGCACGUCGCCUUCACGGAGCAGCACCACGCGGAGAACCCGCCGUCCUUCGGGUCCGGCGCGCUGUCCGUCGAGACGAACGGCUACGCCGCGGGGCGCGGCUGGGGCUGGAUCGCGUGGCAGACGGACAAGCUCGGCAAGGACAAGGUCCACGUCGAGAAGUUCAAGAAGAACGCGACGGGCAUCCACGUCGUCGAGUUGGAGGUCGCGCCGCCGGCGAAGCCGCACCACGUCGUCACCUUCGACCUCGUCGAGGUCCACCGCUUCAACCUCUACCAGGACACGGACCGGGAGACGGCGCGCUUCGCCAAGUGGGUCGACAAGCUGCCGGCGAACCGCGUCGUCGGCGUCUGCAUCACGGACACGGCCAUGGCGAAGACGCGGCCGCUGUCGAAGCAGGUCUACGACACGUUCCGCCUCCUCGGCGCGCCGGACUCGCUCACGCUCAUCGGCUACCGCGAGCCCUUCGCAUUCCUCGGCUGGAAGGGCGCGCCCAAGGGCGCCGCGGCCCUCGCCCAGGACGCGAAGAAGCAGUCCAAGGAGCUCCUCCGCCUCGACGCGGUCCUCGCCACCGACGCGGCCGGCCGCCUCUCGAUGACGCACACGAGCUCACAGCUCAAGCUCCUCGAGAAGCUCGACGAGGCCGCGGACCGCGAGAACACGGCGCCGCCCAAGAAGAAGGCGAAGAGCGCGUAA